This is a messenger RNA of Sphenostylis stenocarpa, 372 nucleotides long. The record is from the annotation of a GenBank genome assembly. NCBI's taxonomy places the organism in Eukaryota, Viridiplantae, Streptophyta, Magnoliopsida, Fabales, Fabaceae.
AUGGCGGAAGUGCCCGAAACCAAUCCCCCACCGCCGGACCCUCCAAUCCCCUCCGCACCGGACGUCGCAGAGGAAACGGCUCCGCCGGCUACAGCAACUGCAUCGCAGCCGAGCACCGACAUCGUCGCCCCUCCGGCGUUAGCUCCGAAGCGGCAACGCCGUCCGAGUGUCCGUCUUGGAGAGAUUGGAGACCAACGCGCCGCCGUACGCCGCCGUACACGGCUCGAAAUACAAACAGAACAACAACAAAAUACAACGAAAAUAUUAAAAGUUUCGUACCCGAGGUUAAGGAAAAACAAAAAACGGUUGAAUGUAGAUUGCCAUGCGUCACACAGAGAAGAGAAGGAGAAAUUAGCAUAUACUGUAAAUUGA